CUUCGAAUUUUAGUCAGUCACAAUAGUACUUCGGAAAAAUGAAAACUUCAUUUCUUGCCGUUCUACUUCUUCUGUUUUGCAUACAAACAUCACUCACAAUUGCUGGUGGCAAUACUAAUACUCCGACAAAUCAUUGUAAAUCUGAGCUUACCCAAUUAAGACAAAAUGCUAGCAAAUUCAUCGCGCGUCUGAAGCAGAUCCUCGAUUCGGGUCAUAAUACGUUAGCCGGAAUCGUAGAGUUAGAUGCAAAGUUAUUCAAAAUUGAACACUACUAUCUGAGCGACAGUUAUGCCACAGAUGUAAAGACUGCCAGUACUAAAUUAAAAUCGUUCGUUGACGGCUUCACAGCGCCUUCCACUGAAUUAUCGAACUUUAUCAACAGCGUUCAUGAUGAUUGUGACACAAUGCUAAAUCUUGCCGAUGAUUUUGCAAAAGAAAAUAAAUUAACUUUUUGCCCGAAAGUAGCACUUAAAGGGUGCGAAGCCGAGCUCGGCACAUUGCAAUGUGAAUUAUUCGAUUUGCUGAAAGAGCUCAAAAAACAGCGAGAAAAGGCUAUGGCUAGUAUCACGGUAAUGAAGUCGACAGUUUCGAAUUUAGGUGAAAUGGUGAAGGAAUUCGCUUCGACGCACCUUACCCGACCACACGCUGGAAUUGAUGUCGACUGUUGUAAGCUACGUACGGCAGCCAAUCGAUUCUUUGUUGAAUUCAACCAAAGACAUUGGGUGGGGUACCAAAAAUUCGUUAAGCUUCAAUUUGUUUGCGACGAAAUAACGACCUGUGUCAGUGUUUUUGAUGUGAAAUUGAAAUGCAUUAAAUAAACGAA
Molecule: messenger RNA, 823 nt
Organism: Bradysia coprophila
Lineage: Eukaryota; Metazoa; Arthropoda; Insecta; Diptera; Sciaridae
Source: RefSeq, a predicted model, not a curated record